GGCAGUCAAACUGUGUGCUGGACACUCGCUUCAUCAUGCCUGAGCCAGGACCCAAAUCCGCGCCGAAGAAGGGCUCUAAGAAAGCCGUUUCCAAGACCGCAGUCAAGGGCGGCAAGAAGCGCCGCAAGACCAGGAAGGAGAGCUAUGCCAUCUACGUGUACAAGGUUCUGAAGCAGGUCCACCCCGACACCGGUAUCUCCUCCAAGGCGAUGGGGAUCAUGAACUCCUUCGUCAACGACAUCUUCGAGCGUAUCGCCGGUGAGGCCUCUCGCCUUGCUCACUACAACAAGCGCUCCACCAUCACCUCCAGGGAGAUCCAGACCGCCGUCCGCCUGCUGCUCCCCGGGGAGUUGGCAAAGCACGCCGUGUCUGAGGGCACCAAGGCGGUGACCAAGUACACCAGCUCCAAGUAAAUGCUACCAUUUACCGACAAUCCAACGGUCCUUUUAAGGACCACCCAAACCUGGUUAAGGGCUUUCCUUAUGUUAUUGACCACUUUAUUAAUUAACCAUAAUUACAGGUCGGUAACUGAACAUCGAUCUAUGUUUUCACGUCUCUUCAAGUAACAAAGCUCGAAAUCCACUCGCAAUACGUGUGUUAAGAGAUUGCAUAUAAGGAGUUGUGUGUGGAGAGCCGAUCAGUCUACGGAGUCUACGGACCAGAUCUCGGACCCCGGUUACUUAUUCCGAUUGGUAAACGGGCCACCAUAUUGUCAACUGUAUAAUCUAAUGUUACUCGAUACAUAAAUUAUUUUGCAAAAUAUGAAAAAAUCGACGUUACUGCAAUGGUCGCAGGGCAGAGGUCCAUUCUCAGUACUAGAUCCAGUUCCGUUUCCAUGGCUGCAGUGGUCUGGUUUCAUAUCUGUUCCCAGUGUGUUUAUCUGGCAAAAAAAAACGUAUUUACUGUAAUUAUAAUAAAAAGAUAACUGAU
Messenger RNA from Gadus morhua (Atlantic cod), 930 nucleotides. Its product is annotated as histone H2B 1/2-like. Gene Ontology annotation, cellular component: nucleosome. The record is from RefSeq and is a predicted model, not a curated record. Lineage: Eukaryota; Metazoa; Chordata; Actinopteri; Gadiformes; Gadidae. The coding region runs from base 36 to 413 and encodes 125 amino acids. The transcript has a single exon. Gene Ontology annotation, molecular function: structural constituent of chromatin; protein heterodimerization activity; DNA binding.